AUGUCUCAUCCUACAUCAUUUCACACCUUCGCGUUGGUUGCUUUUGGGGGCCGAGUGUUAGACCCGGCUCUAGCCACGGACUUUGUGAUGAUCGCAAAGAAAUUCAUAGCCGACGGCCUUCAUCCAACAUGCCUCUCGGGAACGAAUCUUUUCGAUAUAACGAGCACGAGCGGGCCGUUCAUAUUUGGUCGAGAUGACUUGAGGGAGAGAAUCCAAGUCUACGAUAGCGACGAGGCCACGAGGCCAUUUUACCAACUAGAGGCCCAUGGUAUCAAAUCACACAUUAUGUGCUGGAUUAGAGAUGUCUCCGGCAAUGUACGCCCUGGAGAUCGUAUCAUCAUCGUCCUUAUUGGCCAUGGAAGCCAUCAGGAGAGUGCUGUCACCCUACACUGUCAGCGUGGACCAACUCAAUAUCUAUCCAAAGCUGAGAUGGUUGCUGCCCUCUCUGUCCUCCCGCCUAAGGUCCGCCUCCUGGUUGUCAACGGGGCUUGUUACUCCGGCACGUGGACUACAAUAGCCCACGAUAUAGGUACCCAGCAAGGUUCCCAGCGCGAUGUGCUUAUAGAGACAGCAGCUACUAUCGGCGAGAAAUCCUGGGCGUAUGUCUCGGGCUCCGGCCGAGACCGGUGUUCUUUAUUCGGGGCGGCAUUUAUAGAGGAGAUUACCACUUACCCCGAGAGUAGGAUCUCUCUAUAUCGCAAUCGAAUAGUCGACGAGAUGCUCUAUAUUAGACCAAACCAGGAAACCUCUACACCGCUUACGAUCCCCUCCACCCGCGCUCUUCUAUCCCACAAUAUCUCCCACUUUAUCCUAUCACCAAAGAUUGAGACUGCGAUCAGGGAUGUGCCUUUUUCUCAGAAGCGCCAUGAGGAUUUCCUCCAAUCGCGGGCAUCUGCCCGGUCUGUUUGGAGAAGACUUCGUCACUGGGUAGGCUUGGAACGAGAACCGACGCAGGCAUUGGUAGGAGAUAGCCCGACAAAAGAUGGCACCGCUACCGACAUGAGAGAUGUCGUCAUAGAGAACUACAUGAAAGACCUCGGCCGCCUAAAGAGUGCGAUCAACUAUUCCACCCUUGCAACUGCCUGUCAGCUUGUUCUCGAAGGCUGUGGACCCCCAGAUCUCAAAGACCAAACAAUUGCUACUAUUUCCUGGCAAGCAGCUCAGAUGCAAAGAGUUGACCAGUUGCUGGAAAAUCUCAUUAGUCAGAGACUAAUCAUAGAGGUGGUCGACAUAGAACUAGCCACUCAAGCACUAUCGGAUCACGCAGACGAUAUUGUGUUGCCCCUGGCUAAGAGUCUUAUGUAUGAUGAUAAUCGUCAUUUGAUAUGCUUGGUAAACCCCCCGGAUAAAGGCCAUGUUGGUGUCUUCUUCGAAGAUGCCCAGGACUGGUUGAUUGAUGUAUUGGCUUAUAACUGGCUGAUAUACCCGGACGUGUUUAAUCUUGAUCGUGUGGUGAACGAGGUAUUUGCGUUUUUGGCUUAG
Messenger RNA from Penicillium hordei, 1482 nucleotides. RefSeq lists its product as uncharacterized. Lineage: Eukaryota; Fungi; Ascomycota; Eurotiomycetes; Eurotiales; Aspergillaceae. The coding region runs from base 1 to 1482 and encodes 493 amino acids. The record is from RefSeq and is a predicted model, not a curated record. The transcript has a single exon.